Molecule: messenger RNA, 2219 nt
Organism: Ostrinia nubilalis (European corn borer)
Lineage: Eukaryota; Metazoa; Arthropoda; Insecta; Lepidoptera; Crambidae
Product: coronin-2B-like
Exons: 12
Coding region: 142-1914 (590 amino acids)
Molecular function (GO): actin filament binding
Source: RefSeq, a predicted model, not a curated record
UUGGCCAUUCGUUCCAUCAUCAUUCGCUCAUUCGUCUUCGAUUUUUGCUGAAGUUUAUUUUCCCUGCUCUUGUUUUUUGGUACUAAUUUAUAAGUAAACAAAGAAAACGUAAGGAAAUCAUUGUUAUUUUGUGUCAGGGAUAUGCCUCCAGUAAAGGAUGAGUCGAUAAGGGAAGGUAAUUGCCUGGAAAUCAUCAAUAUUUCCGAGAAAAGCCCAGGAAAGAGUGGUGCUCUCGUCGAUGUAAGAGCGUGUAAUAAACCUUCGGCUAAGGUAUGGUUCCGAGGAGUGAGAAGCUCCAAAUUCCGCCAUGUUUACGGGGUGUCGUUCAAAAGGGAGCGUUGCUAUGACAACAUAAAGAUCACCAGGAAUGCGCACGACUCCAACUUUUGCGCGGUGAACCCCAAGUUUGUGGCCAUCGUCACAGAGGUCGCUGGUGGAGGUGCCUUCCUCGUGCUGCCUUUGGAUCACACUGGUCGACUGGACUUCAAUGCAAGCCGGGUAACAGGUCACAAGGGCCCAGUGCUUGACAUCAAGUGGAACCCAUUCAACGACAACAUCAUCGCGUCAUGUUCCGAUGACUGCACGGUGAAGCUAUGGCAUAUCCCAGAUGGUGGUCUUUCUAUGCACCUAACAGACUGGCUGGUGGAAUUACAAGGCCACAAACGCCGUGUAGCCUACAUAGAAUGGCACCCCAUCGCUGAAAAUAUCCUGUUCAGUGCAGGCUUCGACUAUUUGAUUUUCGUCUGGGACGUAGGCAAAGGGGAGGCCAUUCGCGUCAUAGACUGCCAUACUGACGUCAUCUACUGCAUGUCGUUCAACCGCGAUGGUUCCCUGCUAGCUACCACCAGUAAGGAUAAGAAACUGCGCAUCAUUGAACCGAGGAGAGGCAUGGUUCUAUUUGAGGGCAUCUGCCACCAAGGCACCAAAGCGUCCAAGUGCACUUUCCUAGGCAGCAGCGGCAAAGUCUUAACCACAGGCUUCUCGCGGUACAGCGACCGGCAAUACGCCGUGUGGGAGCAGCACUCGCUCGACAAGCCGCUCGUCUGCGAGACCAUCGACAGCUCCUCUGGCGUCGUGUUCCCGUAUUUCGACUACGACACCAACAUGGUCUACCUUGCAGGCAAGGGUGACGGGAACAUUAGGUACUACGAAGUUGUCGAAGAACCGCCAUACGUUCAUUUUCUCAAUCAGUUCCUAUCAGGAAAUCCACAGCGCGGGCUGGGCUUCAUGCCCAAGCGUGGGCUGAACACAAGCGCGUGCGAGGUGUUCCGCUUCUACAAGCUGCACACGUCGCGGGGCCUCUGCGAGCCUAUCUCCAUGAUCGUGCCGCGCAAGUCCGAUUGCUUCCAGGAGGACUUAUACCCCGACACGGCGGCGCCGCUGCCCGCGCUGUCUGCGCGCGACUGGCUGAACGGCAUGAACGCGCAGCCGCUGCUUAUCAGCAUGAGAACUGGAGUAACGAUAACGACCCACAAGCCGCGCACGAACAACAAAGACACGCCAGCACUGCAACCUCAAGACGCGAAUAAUCGCAAGAAGUUCGCGUUCUUAUCGCGAGAGACCACGCCCGACUACCGCCCGCUCGCCACGUGGCAGCCCGCCGCGCCCGACGACACGCAGGUGACGGUGACGGAGAAGUCGGCGAAGACGAACGCGAACCAGACCACGAAGUUCCACCAGCUGCAGCGAAUGUUCGGCAAGAGCGCCGGCGACGCCGAGCCCGUGCCUCUCUACAAGCAGAUCAACCAGGGCGACGUCUUCAGCACCGAGCACGAGCUGCGCCUCGCAUUCAACCGCCAAGGCGAAGAACUAAGGAUCGUGAAGCGACAACUCCAGAACAGUCAACAACGCGUGCGGGAACUAGAACAACACGUGGCCGCGUUGCAAGCGCUUAUCCAAAGGGACGGCUCUUAAACCCCGCCACGCCAAUGUACCACGCCUCUAUGACUACACUCGUAAGGCGUAUUAUCGCUUGUACCUUGCGUGAGUCGUGCUCACUUGCAAUUGAACCCGCCAAUACGUUAGCGCUUUAUUCCGUUCGCGAAAUUGGAUUCUUGUCUCGGUUUUUCCUACCCUUAUUAUACCUCGGUUAUUCCUUCAUCGUCAACGGGCCUACUAUGCAUGACGGUGUCAGUACUUUCAGCUUCGGCUCCUUCGAAAUUACGGAUAUGUGAUAAAAAUCGAAUAUAGCAGUGCCAAAAAACAUCGGCAGGGAGAAA